Molecule: messenger RNA, 4808 nt
Organism: Neodiprion fabricii
Lineage: Eukaryota; Metazoa; Arthropoda; Insecta; Hymenoptera; Diprionidae
Exons: 10
Coding region: 1861-3477 (538 amino acids)
Source: RefSeq, a predicted model, not a curated record
AGUUUGGCGAUAUAUUUCCCCCCCUCCUCGCACGUUGCGUUCGCUCGUUUCCCCUUCGUGCGUCUUGUGUCGUAUUCGGCCGGCGGUCAAGUUCGUUUGAGAAUCCCGCGUAAUGAUAUCACCGACACGAGCGAAAAUAUUCGGCCGUUGCCGCCUCGCCCUGACCGCCGACUAUCCUCGACGAUGACCACUUUAUCCAAUUUUUGCUAUUCAUAGCGUUAUUCUCGAACGCCGUAAGAAAUGUCUGGACGUGUAUGCGUCGCGCACACGACAACGGCUUAGGUGACUGCGAACCGUUGCGAUUUUCGUCUGCGUUUUUACAUCCCGCGGUUGAAAGACCAAGGUUCGAAUGAGGUUCCCUUGUUUUUGGCGCGAGACGAUUAUUCGCGCGAAAAAAGUGCCGGGAGAUGAAAAAAGAGAAUUUCACGACAAGAUCGUAUGAUUGUGCGGUGAGUGGAGGUGAACGAAGAAGAGAAGUAACGAAGACCGGGAGAAUAUCGAAGCCGCGACGAUUAUUCUGGAAUUCGGUCAACAAGUAAGCUACUCGCUGUCCGGACCCGCGAAAUCUUUUACACGAGGAAUUUUCAUCAUGACCAUCGCGUCCGUGAAAGCUUACGCCGUAAUAUUUUAUACCAACGUAUCACGUCCGUGUAUAAUAUGCUUGAAUAUUGAAUAUCUGACCGUGAAUUGUAGGAAUUGUAGGAAUGAAAAAGAAAAUUAAAAACCAACGGAAGCUAAACUCGAUAUUUUAAAUCAUUGAAUACAAGUGAGUGUGCAUAUGAGAAUUGAUAAAAGUGGUUUUAAAAUCGGUCAGAGUUGUGCAUGAUCAAAGGAAAUUAUUUGAAUAGAAAAAAAAUGUAGAAAAAUAUAACGGUUCCUUGAUCCAUUAACGUGAAACUCUUUGUUCACUCUUCGUCGAUAUGAAAUUGCACUGGAUGGCCUGAGAGGAGCAAGAAAUUAUGGGUAACGCGCAUUGCUGUGUGAAUCAGAAAAAGGUGAGUGACUUCAGCUGUAUUCCUACGUGCGAUGUCGUUUAUCUGUUCGCGGGCUCGGCUAACUCUGCCUCCAAUCUCAAGUUACUCGCAAGUCAUACCUAAUACAUAACUAAAAAGCUUUCUCCAACCGCAAGAUGUGGAAUUAAUGGGUGCAUAAUAUCCUCGAGAUUUACUCUUGAAGCCGAUGGUGAUCGGGGUCGUGAGACUCGAGACUACUGCAGUCAACGCCCACAUCCAAAGUUACGUUCUCUGAAGUAAUACUCUUGGAAACUUGAUUCACGCGUUGCGUUUACAAUUGUGGACGACAAAGAAGUCCAUGCUCGAUACGAAUUAUUAUAACAACGUCCAACACUUGGCGCUACAAAUUUGAUACGAUGGAGAAAGAAUCCCGGAACAAGAGGAUGACACCUUGGUAUUCAACGAAUACAGCAACUGCAGUUGGCACGCAUAUGCAGAAGAGACGCGUUAGUCAUCCGAAUCAGAAUUCUCGCGGAAGGCGUCUGCGGUGUAUCCCUGAUUCGAUUUACUUGGUGAAAGGGGGAAAAUCUGGGUGCGGGCUGUCUCAAUGAGAAACAUUUCAUUUGUUACGGACGCAGGAUUACGGCGUUGACGCAGUUCGAACAACGUGACUCGAUCAGGAUUGAAUUCGGAUUGCUUAAACUUGCUAAUCGUUAUGCCGUCAUCGGUGUAUUUCGGAAUCUCAAUGCAACAAUUUUCAUUCUCGUCGAGAUGACAAAUUCAAAGAUUAUAAUUAUUCGUCAUUCUUACUUCGGUAUAUACGCCCACGGCUCGCCCAGACGAACGAGAUAAUCUACAUCUCGUACGGAGAAGUGUCAAGUGCGUCGAUUGACAGUCUCUAGCGGUCAUGGCGAAGAAGAGUGGGCCGGUAGCGCUGCAAACGGAAGUAACUAACGAUGCCGAAUGGGCGUUGAUACUCGAGCGAAAGGGGCUGGUUCUGGUCGACGUUUAUUCGGACUGGAGCGGUCCGUGCUCAGCGAUGGUGAGCAGCCUGAGAAAGAUCAAGCUAGAGUCUGGAGGCGACAUCUUGAGCUACGCGGUUGCGAGGAAUAACGACAUAACGGACCUCGAACGGUUCCGGGGGAAGAGCGAACCCGUUUGGAUGUUCAUUCAGAACGGUACGAUGGUCAACAUGAUGUUCGGUGCCCACUGUCCUAACCUUUCCCGGCUUUUGCUUGACGAGAUAAAACGAGUCCAGCAGGAAGAGGCGCCCAGGUUUGCACUCCCGGUUUCCGAACGUGGCCCCGAGGAGCAGAAGCGCUGGGAAAUUCUCGAGGAACAGAGACUGGCCAAGGAAAAGGCAAUCGCGGCUAAGGAGGACGCCGAAAAGCAGGCCAAGUACGAGGCCAUGCUGAGUCAGAUGAUGUUCGAACUCUGUGAGGAAACCGCCCUGCUCCUGUUUCCAUGGGUCUUCGUAGACGAGGAGGGCAAUCCCAGGGACAAAAAGAACGCACCACCCUACGUGGAACUCGUUACCGAUUUAUUCGAGCAGUGCUUCGACGUCGUCGAGGAAGUACAAAUCCAACUGACCGAGGACAUCAUCAAGGAUAUGUUCACCGAGAGCAAUUUCGAAAUCACCGAGGACAUCAUCUUCGGCUUAACCGAGGGUAAGUGCAUGAUCAUGAGGCUGAAGGGCAGACCACCGCACCCUGAUUGGCCGGUUAAAUAUCCCGUUGAGUGUCCCGACGAAUCGACCGAUUGUCCAGUCCGAGUAAUAAACGACGUGGAGAAUUACUUGUCGAAGAUAAUCUACGACGAACCUCCACCUCUGAUCCACGGUGCUGGAGCUCUGCUUCCACCGACCAGAACCUCCUACGAAAUCAAGGACUUUGCCAGCCGGCACGUUCAUGUUCAUGAACCGGACCCCGAGGUGGAGGACGACGUGAAACGGACUUACCCAGCAGUCUGGGUUCCUCCUCAAGCCAGAAGCAAGGUCCACGUCUUCAAGACCAUAUUUCCGCAGUACAUGGAGAGCUAUCAUCCGUACGAAGAGACGCCACCACCGCUACCGAAGUGCUUCUUCAAAUACAAAUCCCAGAGGAUCAAGGAACUCGCGGAGGCUCUUUCGAAUCACGCUGAGGCCGUCGAACGCUUCGGUGUAUUUGAAAUGGACAAUCCACCGAUGGCGAAGCGGAUUGCCUCGUCGCUUGAAAGCUUCGAGAAAAAGGUGAAGUACCCGACCGGCUACGAGGUUUUCAUCGUUGUCGUGAACCACGUUAACGAGGAAACUUUCCUUGGGUUUGCGGGCAUCGAGCCGUACUUUGAGAGCCAAAGCGAAGAGGAAACUUCGGAAUUGAUUGAUCUCUACUUUCCGGAAAGCGCCGUCGACGAACUGCCCAUUGGACUCGGUGACUCUUUGCUGGAUGUUGACGAAGAAGAGGAAUACGAAGACGAGGAAGAGGAGGAGGAGGAGGACAACGACGAUGACGUUGACGACAGGGAUUUGUUCGAUUCGAUCAUGUAAAAGAACCUGCAGAUUCCACGAUUCCCUUAUACAGGGUACCUGAUGCAGUCCAAUCUUGUAUUAAGCAGCUAGUGGAAUAUUUUCGCGAUGCAAGUUUCAGAGUCUUGAGGGUUUCGUGGUCAUCAUUGAUUAUCACGUACGCUGAAAACCACCAUAAUUACACUCAGUGAUAAAUCGUUACCUGUCCCAAUCAAAAUCUGACCCUUGAUCCGCAGACAUGACGAUUUGAAAUCGUAAACGGCAAAUAUAAACUCGUCCUUGUUGCAUUGACCUCUGGUUGACAAAAAGAGUCUGUUGAUUCAACAAUUGUCGUCGUGAUGUCAUUAUCUUUUUGCCACGAAUAGAGACCUCUCAAUUACUAAUCGAGCAAAAACUAAAGAAUAAUUAAAGAACACGCGUAAGCACACGGUGUUAUUAUAAUCAUCGUAAAACUGCUUCCAACCUUGCGCUACAUCAAUUAGGAAACUGUCGCUUCGACGAGGUAGAGAAACAGUUGGGAGUUGUUGGUAUGCUGGAAACCAUAGUUCGUAAGCUUGGUGAAAAAUACAAUGCCCGCAAUAUAAUGCAACAUGGUGCAAUAUUAGAAAGCGGUCGAGAGAUUGAAUCAAACGGAAACCAUGAAGGAUAAUGAAAAUUGUCGCGUGCAUACAACGCACAUUUAUCGAUGCGAUUCUUCGUACGCUAUUUUUACGAUCUAGUUAUGACGAAUGCUGAACGGCUACAACUUGGCGUGUAAUUGGCUCCAAGUUGACUCAGAUUGUGCUUUUUAUUCACCUUCGAGGAACACAGAGAUUUCUUAUAUUUUUCGACUUGUAACCGUGCGUGAUGGAAUGACUGUUUAUGCACCGUUCACCUUGUUUGGCGGUUGAUGCUUCUCGGUGAGGGUCAUACGUAGAAUCCGUAAAACCCGACCAUGCAAUGCCACGCAAUCAACUACAGCAAGCCAUCUCAUCCCCCUUCUAAUUGUUAACCGUAUCCACAAGUGCGUUACAACAUACAAGCCUCUUAAUGGUACUUAUCGGCCAUGAUUCAGGCCGCAUUUGCAUAGUGAUUAAUGAAUCCAUGUAAAAACUACGAUGAUUCUGCUCACGCCUACGACAAAAAUUCUUCUGCUCAUUGGCCGCGGUUCCUCGUCAUCGACCAACCGACACAUCGUGCUUACGUUAUAUAUCCCACACGUCGAGGUAACGAAGACUGCGUGGCAUGCUUCGCGAAUAAUAUACAACUCCGAAUUGUACAAGGUUGCGAUCUUCGUUACGUUACACGUUCGCUGAUCAUCGGCUGCUACUUCAACUCCGCGUUCAGAUUUUACGAUGCACACAUGCGGUGUU